This is a messenger RNA of Haplochromis burtoni (Burton's mouthbrooder), 1771 nucleotides long. Its product is annotated as thiosulfate:glutathione sulfurtransferase-like. Gene Ontology annotation, cellular component: mitochondrion. NCBI's taxonomy places the organism in Eukaryota, Metazoa, Chordata, Actinopteri, Cichliformes, Cichlidae. The record is from RefSeq and is a predicted model, not a curated record. The transcript is spliced from 3 exons. The coding region runs from base 1169 to 1621 and encodes 150 amino acids. Gene Ontology annotation, molecular function: thiosulfate-cyanide sulfurtransferase activity.
CACUCUGCAACUUUGUUAACCAGGUUAACAAACUAUAAAAUAUUUAUUGCUGUCUGAAUUGAAGCACGUCUAAUUUAAUGGGUAAGCAAUUUGUAAAAUAACAAUUCGAAACUACAGUAGCUUAAGAAGAAGUAAUAGAGUACUUUCAUAAAAAUCUGAAUUAUAUAUUUUUGUAAACUUAAACUUGUUUUGGGGUCCUUUUGUUGAACUGUUUCAUUUUCCCACAUUUAUUUCUCUUACUACUAAAUAUUUACAUGAAGAAACCUCACUUUGUAGGAUAAGAAUGACUCAGCAAACAAUAAAUAGCUCAAACUGGAAGCUUUUAAGUCUCCCUAAGGACUUGAUUGUUUUUUCUUACUCGGUUAUUCGAGUAAGAAAAAACAAUCAGGUUUAAUAACCGCUGAUAAUUAUCUGCAUAUUUUCACAGGCAGUCAGGACAGUGUACCUUUACUCCUAUUUUACUGGCUCAUAUUCAUCACACUAUAUGAUAAGAACAAGUCAACAUGCGAGUGAAAUUAUCUUGUAAGGAAUAUAGCAUGAAAGGGGAGCUAAAUGUCAGGUUCUUUUUCAAGCCAUCUUCUACUUAAACUAAAAGCCAAAUUGAGAAACUAAUUAUUUUAAUAGCUGAACUCAACACUCUGUUUAUCUUACUGUGUUUAAAUAACUAGGACGAUUUACAUCAGCCACUUUAAUAAGUACACCUUGAUAGCAAGACCCCCCUUUAGCUUCAGAACUUUCUCAGUUCUUCUUGGUAUUGAUUCCAGUAGCUGCUAUAAAUAAGCUUUAGAGAAUUUGGACCAUGCUGAAAUGACUCUUCUAUUGUUUAAUUUUUGGUGAGCCUUGUAUGCCGUGUGACAGGUUAAUUAAAUUUUUGAGAUGAUGAACAGCUGAGCAGGUGUACCUAACAAAGUGGCUGGGUCAUGUACAUGUAUUUGAAUAUUAUUGCUAGAUUGUUGCGGCACUAACAAUGAAGCAAAGAUACUCUCUGAAUCACUACAUUACACAUGCCAAAUGACAUGUAGCCACUGAUAUCAGUGCGGUUAGCAUUAGUACAUCCUUCCUUAUCAGUGUGUUUGCAUGUACCUUUGUACAGGUAAAGCAGGUGUCAUAUUUCAUCUAACCUUUCACAUGAACAGUAAUUAGUUUCCUUUGGCAAGGAUCAUCAAUAAUGCAUUCUUGUGUCAGGAUGAUUUGUCACUUAAAACCUGUAUCUAAAAAAGAAAGUGGUGUAGUUUUACUUAAUUUGAUGAAACGUUUUUUCUGCCAUGUUCAAGGUACCAAGGAUAUUUCCUAUGAGGAACUGAAGGCUCUUGUGGGAAAGAGCCCAAAUCUCAUUCUGAUUGAUGUCCGCAGUGAAGAGGAGGUAGCAAAAGGACAUAUUCCAGGAUGCACCAAUAUCCCACUUGAUACAGUGGAGACUGCUUUUGCAAUGAAUCCAGAGGAAUUCAAGGCCAAGUAUGGCAUAAAGAAGCCACAGCUGGAUGCACCAGAGCUGGUGUUUUCCUGCCAGACGGGCAGGCGAUCAGGACUGGCCAUCGGCAAAGUCCAACAGCUGGGAUAUGUGACCGCAUGCAAUUAUACUGGUGGAUACAGCGAGUGGUCUAAGAAAGAAGGAAAGUGAUUCACGCUAAAGGAGAGUUUCAUAUGUCUUCAUCCAAUCAGCAACUGUGAAAUUUAGAUGUUUUAAUCUUCUGGUGAUUUUUUUCACACUGUGCAAUAUUGAAUUUUAUAUUUAUGAAUAAUUACAAAGAAAUUAAAUUAUUACAUUUAC